AACUAAACGGAGAUUUAGAGAAGCCCAAUAUGCAGCAGUAAAAGCCAAUAUGAGGUUCAAAGUCAGACUUGUGCUGCUGACAGCAAAUAUUAGCCAAUGCGGAGCGAGUAUCAGAGUUUCCACUGCCCCCUAUGUUCCGACAGUAGGGCUUAGAACAAGGCCUUUGCUCCCUACGCAAUUGUUCUUUUGGGAAUUGGUGAGAACGGGAAGGAAACCAGGUUAACAAAAAAAGCAGUUGUACAACUGUAUUUGGAUUAACUUUGGACGGUAUUCCCAACUAUAUAUGUGCGUCUAUCGAGCCCACUUAAUUACGCACUGUCUAGCUCAGCUUAUGGCUUCAGUAACAUCUCAUUCUAAUGUUAAGCUUAUUAGUGCAAUUCAUGAAAGUGAAAAUGGUUACCAUCCCAGUAGUCCCACAGCAGUUGCGGAGGUUGAAACAGUUGCUAAAGGAGAUGCCGCAGUGAAGGAAGACUCCAUUCAAAACCGAAACCAUAUAAAGGUUCCACUAAUCGAAAAUGAUGAGGGUCUUUUCUUGACAUGGGAAGAUUUGUGGGUGAGAGUAGCUUCAAAUUUAAAUGAGGGAGAAAAGCAUAGUAGUGAUGGAAGAAGCUGCAGAUCAAUCCUCCGAGGGGUAACUGGUUAUGCCAAACCAGGGCAGCUCUUGGCUAUAAUGGGUCCUUCUGGUUGUGGCAAAUCUACUCUUCUUGAUGCUUUAGCAGGUAGAUUGAGUUCAAACACAAGGCAAACAGGGGAUAUCCGUAUAAAUGGACAUAAACAAGCACUAGCUUAUGGAACUUCGGCAUAUGUGACACAAGAUGACACUCUAAUGACCACAUUAACGGUGAAAGAAGCUGUAUACUACUCUGCUCAACUGCAGCUACCAGAGUCAAUGUCUAAGUCAAAGAAGAAAGAGAGAGCACAAGUGACCAUAAGAGAGAUGGGUUUGCAAAAUGCCAUGAACACAAGGAUCGGAGGUUGGGGAGCCAAGGGACUCAGUGGUGGCGAAAAGAGAAGAGUUAGUAUCUGCAUUGAGCUUCUUACACAACCAAAACUUCUCUUUCUGGAUGAACCAACAAGCGGACUUGACAGUGCUGCGUCUUUUUAUGUGAUGAGCAGAAUUGCCAAUCUUGGUCAUAAAUCGUCUCAGAGGACCAUAGUUGCUUCCAUCCAUCAGCCUAGCUCUGAAGUCUUUCAACUGUUUGACAAUCUUUGUCUUUUGUCUUCCGGUGAAACUGUAUAUUUUGGUCCUGCUUCUACAGCGAAUGAAUUUUUCGCUGCAAGUGGUUUUCCUUGUCCAGCUCUCCUAUAUCCAUCAGAUCACUUCCUCAAGACCAUAAACAAAGAUUUUGAGCUGGACAUUGAGCAAGGUAUAGCCGGAAGAACACCCACAGAGGGAGCUAUUCAUACUCUAAUGCAGUCAUAUAAAACAUCUGAAAGUUAUCACCAACUCCAAAGACAAAUAGCUGAAAUAUUCAAGAAGGAUUGUGAAGCAUUAGAAAAGAGAAGCCCUAGAUCCUUUGUGAAUGCUGGCUUUGUCACACAAUGUCUUGUACUUACAAGAAGAUCCUUUGUGAACAUGUACCGAGAUCGAGGCUACUACUGGUUGCGCCUUUUCAUCUACAUAGCCUUAGCUGCCGGCCUAGGCACUAUCUAUUAUGAUCUUGGAUACACUUAUGCAUCAAUUCAGGCACGAGGCUCUCUACUAGCAUUUGUGGCUUCAUUUCUAACUUUCAUGGCCAUUGGUGGGUUUCCUUCCUUUGUGGAAGACAUGAAGGUAUUUGAACGUGAAAGACUGAAUGGGCACUAUGGUGUUAGUGCAUUCGUCUUCGCCAACACAUUUUCUUCGAUGCCUUUGUUGAUGUUGAUUUCAUUGAUUCCUGGAUCAAUAACCUACUAUCUUGCUGGACUUCACAGUGGAUUUGAACAAUUCUUCUACUUUGCCUCUGCACUAUAUGCUUGCAUGAUGCUGGUUGAGAGCCUAAUGAUGAUAGUUGCGAGCAUCGUGCCGAAUUUCCUUAUGGGCAUAAUAGUUGGUUCUGGAUUGCAAGGGAUUAUGUUGUUAUGCGGCGGAUUCUUCCGGCUACCAAAUGAUCUUCCGGAUCUUGUGUGGAAAUACCCAUUGUAUCAUAUUGCCUUCCACAAGUAUGCAUUCCAGGGAAUGUUUAAGAAUGAAUUUGAAGGAACAACGUUUCCGAAUGAUGAUCAACUUAGAAUCGGUAACUCUAAGUGGCUUAGUGGCGACAGCAUUUUGAGAGAUAUAUGGCAUGUGGAAAUGGGAUACUCUAAAUGGGUUGAUCUUGGUGUCUUGCUAGGAAUGAUAGUUCUGUAUCGAGCUUUGUUCUUAGUUAUCAUCAAGAUCACUGAGAAAAGGAAAACUAUUACCUUAGCUCUUCUGUCCGUGGCUCCGAAGCAAAGCAUGCAAGUAUUGGUGAAUCCCUCCUCUACUCCACUGCAUGGAGAGAGCCAGUAGAAUGGUAACAACGUAAUAGCUUGUACGUAUGUGUGUCUGGUGAUCUAAUACUAGAAUAAAAUUGAAAAUAAGAGAGUUGAUACUCCAAAAAAGUAUGAGACAUGUCGUAUGCACAUUUGAAGUCCAAUAAGGAAAUACACAUGCAAAUUACAUAUC
This is a messenger RNA of Rosa rugosa (rugosa rose), 2626 nucleotides long. RefSeq names its product ABC transporter G family member 1-like. The record is from RefSeq and is a predicted model, not a curated record. The transcript has 8 exons. Gene Ontology annotation, cellular component: membrane. Bases 284 to 2470 code for a protein of 728 amino acids. Gene Ontology annotation, molecular function: ATP hydrolysis activity; ABC-type transporter activity; ATP binding. NCBI's taxonomy places the organism in Eukaryota, Viridiplantae, Streptophyta, Magnoliopsida, Rosales, Rosaceae.